Molecule: messenger RNA, 608 nt
Organism: Dentiscutata heterogama
Lineage: Eukaryota; Fungi; Glomeromycota; Glomeromycetes; Diversisporales; Gigasporaceae
Source: the annotation of a GenBank genome assembly
AACUCACAAGAUUAAAUCCAAUAAUGGGUCUUUCAAAUUCCAAAUCGAAUAGUAAUUAUAAAAGUAAUUUUAAAAAGGUCUCAUUUGACCUAAGCACGAAAAAAGAAAUUUUUAAAUAUGCUAAUGGACGAAGGUUUCAUAAUGAUGAAAAUUCUAAAUACUUUUUACCAAAUGAUGAUGAAGAAGGCAAUUAUUCAUCUCCUGUUAGUGACUUACUAGAUCGGGGUGGUGCUAAAGUCCUAGAUGUCGGUUGCGGUCCAGGCACUUGGCUCUUAAAUAUGGCGACUGAUUAUCCAAGAGUUUCAUUUACUGGCGUAGACAUAUCUCCAAUCUAUCCUUCUGAAAUAAAACCUUGCAAUCUAACAUUUCAUACUGCAAACAUAUUAGAGGGUUUACCAUUCCCUGAUAAUCAUUUCGACUUUGUAUAUAUGAGAUUCUUAUUAACUGCAUUCACUGAAGAUGAUUGGCAAAAUAAAGUUAUUCAAGAAUUAUGUAGAGUUCUUAAACCAGGUGGAUACAUUGAAAUUAUGGAAGGUGAUAUGGUACUUAAUCCAGAAGGCGAUUGUGGAAAAAUUUUAAUGAAUGCUUGUAUGUUAUCAAAAAAUAAG